AUGCCAGUAGAGGACGUAAUGCCGGUGGGUUCAGACCCUGUUUUGAGGACAUUUUCGAGUGAGGAAGAAAUAGCUACAAAUGAGGGUACAGAAGUCACACACAACCGAUCUAAGAAGCCAUCAUCAUCAGAUAUGGCAUUUUACUAUGAAAGAUUAUUACCCUUCAGGUACGUUUUCCAAUGGUUAAAUCAUUCGCCUAAGCCGACCAAAGACUUCACUAUGAGAGAAUUUGCAUACGAAUUCAGAUCUGGAGCAUAUCAACGGUACAACUCCUACAUGACACUUGACGAAUUCAAAAAAUCUGUUGUCAAGGCCAACCCUACUCGUUUCGAAGUUGGAGCUGUAUAUUCUGUUAAUCCAAGAGAGCGUAAGAAUUUGCCAAAGCUGGCGUUAAAGCCUUUAAAUAAAGAGUUGGUAUUUGAUAUUGAUUUAACGGAUUACGAUGAUAUCAGAACAUGUUGUUCGGGAACCGAUAUUUGCAAAAAGUGUUGGAAAUUCAUACAAGUAGCAUCAAAGAUUAUUGACCAAGCAUUGAGAGAAGAUUUUGGCUUCAAGCACCUAAUUUGGGUUUUCUCUGGUAGAAGAGGUGCCCAUUGCUGGGUCAGUGAUAACAAUGCACGUACAUUGGACGAAAUUACUCGUAAAUCAAUUGUUGAAUACUUGGAUGUUUUAGGCAGUAAGCAAUCCAAAAUAGGGAAGAAGCUGUUAAACUUGAAAAGACCUUUUCAUCCACAUGUCGAGAGAUCAUUUAAUAUUUUAAAGCAAGAGUUCGUCAAUAUAAUACUAGAAGAACAGGACCCAUGGUUCACUAGUGCAGAUUCACUGAGUGAUUCCAAGGCAUGGGAGAAAGUCGAAGAAUUACUAGCUUUUAUGCCUGAUAUUUCUUUACAAGAAGAAUUACGCCAAAAAUGGAAAGAACAGCGUACUCUAUCUACGUCAAAAUCGAAAUGGGAAGAUAUUAAUACCAUCGCUAAAAAAACUUUAAAGCAUCAAAACCAAGUAAAUCAAUUAAAUGAAGCUAAAAAGGAUAUUAUAGUAUAUUAUAUGUAUCCAAGAUUAGAUAUUGAGGUUUCGAAACAGUUAAUCCAUUUGUUAAAGUCGCCUUUCUGUAUCCAUCCUGGAACUGGAAAUGUUUGUGUCCCUUUCAAUCCUUUAAAAAAUUUAUCUGACGAUAAAGACGAUGAUUCAUAUGGCUUUAAUCCAAUGAAUGCACCAAACUUGAGCUUGUUACAAACAGAAUUAGAAAUUUGGGAGACUAAAAGAAUUAAGGGAGAUUCAAGCCAACAAGGUGAUUCGGAAACUGAAUCUGAUGAUAGGAGAGUCUUAGAUUUCGAGAAAACAAGUAUGAAACCUUAUGUCGACUAUUUUGCAAAAUUUGUUAAUGACUUAUUGAAAGACGAAUUGAAAGUUGCGAAUAAUAAAAGGGAAAGAGAGAGUGAUCCUUUAGAAUUUUGA
Debaryomyces hansenii CBS767 is the source of this 1455-nucleotide messenger RNA. Its product is annotated as DNA primase subunit. The record is from RefSeq and is a predicted model, not a curated record. The transcript has a single exon. Gene Ontology annotation, cellular component: alpha DNA polymerase:primase complex. Bases 1 to 1455 code for a protein of 484 amino acids. Gene Ontology annotation, biological process: DNA replication, synthesis of primer. NCBI's taxonomy places the organism in Eukaryota, Fungi, Ascomycota, Pichiomycetes, Serinales, Debaryomycetaceae.